Molecule: messenger RNA, 1361 nt
Organism: Solea senegalensis (Senegalese sole)
Lineage: Eukaryota; Metazoa; Chordata; Actinopteri; Pleuronectiformes; Soleidae
Exons: 5
Coding region: 315-1232 (305 amino acids)
Source: RefSeq, a predicted model, not a curated record
GCUGCCGCAGGUGUUGUUGAUCACCAGCGUCAUCAGUGGAAGUAGGUCAGCCACGCCUCCUGCAGAGAGGGGAGAGAGGGGGAGAGAGAGCAGCACGGAGGAAGAUAACAAACAAUAAGGAUAAUAGUGGUGGGGGAGAGUGGGAUCGUGACAGCUUACCCUCCUUUUCACCACUCCACACCGACUGCUACUGUCAAGAGUUUCCUACUAAAGGCAUUGAAACAUCUAGUUCUAUUAGGUUUACUUUAAUUUUCAAAUAGGUAAUUUUCUCUUACCUAAAGGACAGCACCACGUCCUCAGUUGGUUCCAUCUUGAUGCCUGUGCCUGCUUUCCUCACAGCAAAUAUUUUCAACAGAGUUGGUGGGCCAAGCCGUGUUCAACCCAGACCCUUCACUGCUGACAAAGUGCUAUCUGAUGAGCAUGUGGAAGCAGCUAUUGCCGUUUUGAAACACUCUGCUGAUGAAGACACCAUCCGUGAGAAGAUGAAAGCUACCUUCAUUUAUCGUCAGUCAAUGGUCAACAAUGAGAAGAGAGCAGGGGAUGUGUUCUCGGUCUUCCCAAGAUUACUAGACACACCUGGACUGAUAGAACAAGAUUUCAGAUUGCUGUUUGGGGAGGCCACAGCCAACAAAUUCCUGGAAAAGUGGCCCACUAAUCUGAAAAGAAAAGUGAUAACAGAAAGCCAUGGACUGGUACCGACCACAGAGCUCUUGGAUUUAAUGCGCAAUGCUGAGUCAACUGCUGAAAUUGAGAAUGAUGAUGUCUGUUGGUCUGUAGGCUGGGACAGUGACAUGUCUGCUAUCUUGCUGCUCCUCCAUCUCCUACCACCAUCUGCACAGGGAAGGAAGAGGCCGGGGAAGGUGUCGGCAUGUCAGGCUGUGGAACACCUCAUCAGAUUCAUAAAAGCUGGAACCAGUGUACAGCAGCACCUGGAUAACAUCAGCCAAAGCAGCCAGCCAUACCUCCUCGCUCAGGGGCCUGCAAGAAGCAGCAUUCACACCUUCUUUAUUGUGAUUGACAAGUAUGCGCUACCAUUUAAGGCAACAUGUUCAGUGGGAGCCCUAGACGACCUCUUUAAGGCCCAUUACGUCUUUGGUACCUCUUACAGCUCUUCCUUGGCCAAUGUUUUCACUUUUCUCCAAACAACCAUUUACAACAUUGAUGUUGGGGAAACAAGGAAACUCCCAGAGUUGCAGAGCUGUGAGCAAGAAUGGUGCGUUAGUGUCAAAUAAUGAAGUUAAUGUUUUAAAAUAAAAUAAAAUAAUGUUUUCUUUGCACAAGUGACCAUGGGAGACCAAACGGCCUUAUAAAGCACCUUAAAGGUGACAUAGAAUGCUUGUAUCACACAUAUAUGUUAGUUA